Messenger RNA from Bombus impatiens (common eastern bumble bee), 1377 nucleotides. RefSeq names its product pyrimidodiazepine synthase. The coding region runs from base 400 to 1125 and encodes 241 amino acids. NCBI's taxonomy places the organism in Eukaryota, Metazoa, Arthropoda, Insecta, Hymenoptera, Apidae. The transcript has 5 exons. Gene Ontology annotation, cellular component: cytoplasm. The record is from RefSeq and is a predicted model, not a curated record. Gene Ontology annotation, molecular function: glutathione transferase activity; glutathione dehydrogenase (ascorbate) activity. Gene Ontology annotation, biological process: glutathione metabolic process.
UUUGUUUUCCCCAAAAACUAGGUCCUUAAAUCUUAAAGGUUGUCGAACUUCGCUCCAAUAUAUGGUUUUAUUUGAAAAACUCACGAGUAAUAAUUCUGUAUUGUUUGAAAAAAAAAUGGAAAAAUAUUAUUAUUAUCGAUGACUCAUUAAUUAUAAUAAUUAAAAUGACUUUGAGAACGUGUUUUAUUAUAUGUAAGGUAUAUAAAGACAUCAAAUUGUUGAGAGAUCUCGUUCCGGAUUAACGACAGGUAACCUGCGCCUGGAGAACCUUGAACUAUCACCGAUGUUUAUCAGACCGCCUGGGUGUAUGAAAAUGUGCAACAUUAUUCACAGCGAAAAAGAAAUUACAUAAUUAAUCGUAGAAAUUCUUAAAACUUUCUAACCGACGAUAUAAUCAAAAUGAGUUUGAAACACUUGGCUACCGGAUCAGUUGCCCCGCCCAUUGUAUCUGGAAAAAUACGUUUGUAUAGCAUGCGAUUUUGUCCGUAUGCCCAAAGAAUUCAUUUAGUACUUGACGCGAAACAUAUACCACAUGAUGUUGUUUAUAUUAAUUUGACAAAUAAACCUGAAUGGUUACUAGAAAAAAGUCCUUUGGGCAAAGUUCCUUGUAUAGAAUUGGAAGGAGGAGAAACAUUAUAUGAAAGCCUUGUGAUUGCUGAAUAUUUGGAUGAUGCAUAUCCACAAAACAAACUUUAUCCUGGUAAUCCCCUUGCUAGAGCUAAGGAUAAGUUGUUAAUUGGUAGAUUUAACUCUGUUAUAAAUACUUUGUAUAAGUUAUAUGUCAGUACAUCUAUAGACAGAGACAUAUUUGAUGAUGUCUUAUCAGAAUUGGGUCUUUUUGAAAGAGAACUUGUAUCAAAAGGAACACCAUUCUUUCAUGGUAGUUCUCCUGGUAUGUUAGAUUUUAUGAUAUGGCCAUGGUGGGAGAGAUCUGAUGUAGUUAGAGUUUUACGUGGAGAUCAGUUUACUAUACCACGUGAUAGGUUCAAGAGAUUGUUGGAAUGGAAAUCUGCCAUGAAGGAGAAUCCUGUUGUUCGAGCUAGUUACUUAGAUACCGAAGUACAUGCUAAGUACAUGCGAAGUCGUCGUGCUGGAACGCCACAGUACGAUUUAAUUACUGCUUAAGUUAAUAACUUCUAAUUUGUAUCUUCAAAUAUAUAUGUUUAUAAAUAAUAUAAUAUAUUUAGAAAUGAAACAUUACUCGCAGAAUGUUGCUAAUAAUUUAAUGAUUAUCAGUUUAUAAAUGUUGUGAAUUUGUUGUAAAACUAAUAUAAACAUAACUUUCCAUUUCGUUAACUAUUUGUGUAAUAAUCAUAACAAAUCUAUUUUAUAUUAUGAAAUAUAUCUACGUGAUUUAAAUAAAAUAUAUUGGCAUAU